This is a messenger RNA of Sinocyclocheilus grahami, 387 nucleotides long. Its product is annotated as minor histocompatibility protein HA-1-like. Gene Ontology annotation, molecular function: GTPase activator activity. The transcript is spliced from 3 exons. The annotation marks the transcript as partial. NCBI's taxonomy places the organism in Eukaryota, Metazoa, Chordata, Actinopteri, Cypriniformes, Cyprinidae. Gene Ontology annotation, cellular component: membrane. Gene Ontology annotation, biological process: activation of GTPase activity. The record is from RefSeq and is a predicted model, not a curated record.
CCUCUGCUGCUCCGCAAACAAGAGCAUGAGAAGAAACGCAAGGAGAUCAAGGAACACUGGCUGAAGGCCAAGAGAAAACUGAUGGAGUGUGAGGCCAACCUGCGCAGGGCGAAGCAGGUCUACAUGACCCGCUGCGAGGAGUACGACAAGGCCAGGACGGCGGCUAACAGGGCCGAGGAGGAGGGCGGCAGUUCUACCACCAAAACCGUAGACAAGAAGAAACGGCUGGAGGAAGAGGCCCGCAACAAGACUGAGGAGGCCGAGGCCACGUACCGGACGUGUAUCGCAGAUGCCAUCACACAACACCAGGAGCUGGAGCACAUGAAGGUCACCAUCCUGCGGCAGAUCCAAGAGGUCAUCAAACAAACCGACCAGACCAUCCGCUCG